AGAGGUAUUUUGUUAUAUAAUGAAAAGCAACCAUCACAGGACAUCUUCACAUUCAGCACUGUGCAGAACCAUGAGCAGGAAUUUCUUGUCCAUGAACAGUGAGCUCAGGAAGGGAGACUUUCUGAUAUCCAACAAUGGAGAGUAUAAAGCAGUGUUUCAGGAGGACGGGAACUUCGUGGUCUACGGCUGGAAGCCAAUUUGGCAUUCAAACACUGCUGGCAAUCAAAACGCCAAAAGGCUGAUCAUGCAAGGAGACUGCAACUGUGUCAUGUAUUCGAGCGAACGUGCUUUGUGGCACACCAACACACACCACUCGGAUGUCAAAAUGUGCCGUCUGACUCUGAGAAAUGACGGCUUCCUGGUUGUGGAUAACGACGGAGAUGAGCUGUGGAGAUCUACCAAGUAAAAUAAAAAUGUAAUGAUAUUAAACUUCUUUUCUCUUCUAUUAGUGAUAAAGAGUCAAUAAAGUACAAGGAUCUGGCAA
Molecule: messenger RNA, 484 nt
Organism: Silurus meridionalis
Lineage: Eukaryota; Metazoa; Chordata; Actinopteri; Siluriformes; Siluridae
Product: mannose-specific lectin TAR1-like
Exons: 3
Coding region: 20-406 (128 amino acids)
Source: RefSeq, a predicted model, not a curated record